CGGCGCCGCCGCCGCCGCCCCGGCCCGCCCCUCCUCCUCGCCCCGCAGAGCCGCGCCGCGCCGCGCGCUCCCGCCGCCCCUCCCCGCGCGAGCUCCACCCAGGUCGCAGGCAGCGCGGUCGGCGGCGGCUGUUUCCCGCCAUUGUGCGAAGUGAAGGCUAGGGGCCCGUACGCGCCCGCCUGCCCGUCGCCAGCAGCUCCUCGGCGGCCCCACCGCAGCCACCGCUCCCUGAGGCGCGGGAGGCCCGCGCCCCGCCGCUCGCUGUGCGUGGGAGGGCGCGAGCGAGGAGCGGCCGAGCCGCCGAAGAGGAGCUGGGCGCCGGCCGCCCGGCCGCGCUCUGCCCGCGGAUCGCCUCCGCCCGGUCCACGCCGGCCCCGGCCCCGGCCCCUGGCGAGAUGCCGUGUGGGGAGGAUUGGCUCAGCCACCCGCUGGGAAUCGUGCAGGGCUUCUUCGCCCAAAAUGGAGUUAAUACUGACUGGGAGAAGAAAGUAAUUGAAUAUUUUAAGGAAAAGCUGAAGGAAAAUAAUGCUCCUAAGUGGGUACCAUCACUGAACGAAGUUCCCCUUCAUUAUUUGAAACCUAAUAGUUUUGUGAAAUUUCGUUGCAUGAUUCAGGAUAUGUUUGACCCUGAGUUUUACAUGGGAGUUUAUGAAACGGUUAACCAAAACACAAAAGCACAUGUUCUUCAUUUUGGAAAAUAUAGAGAUGUAGCAGAGUGUGGGCCUCAACAAGAACUUGAUUUAAACUCUCCACGAAAUACCACUUUGGAAAGACAGACUUUCUAUUGUGUUCCGGUGCCUGGGGAAUCUGCGUGGGUAAAAGAAGCCUAUGUUAAUGCAAACCAAGCUCGAGUCAGUCCCUCAACGUCCUACACUCCCAGUCGCCACAAGAGGAGUUAUGAAGAUGAUGACGAUAUGGACCUACAGCCCAAUAAACAGAAAGACCAACAUGCAGGUGCCAGACAAGCAGGGAAUGUUGGUGGUCUUCAAUGGUGUGGAGAGCCAAAACGUUUGGAAACUGAAGCUUCUACUGGGCAACAGCUGAACUCUCUGAACUUCUCUUCUCCUUUUGAUUUGAAUUUUCCAUUGCCAGGAGAGAAGGGCCCUGCGUGCCUUGUGAAGGUUUAUGAAGAUUGGGAUUGUUUCAAAGUAAAUGACAUUCUUGAGCUGUAUGGCAUACUGUCUGUGGAUCCUGUGCUGAGUAUACUGAAUAACGAUGAAAGGGAUGCCUCUGCACUGCUGGAUCCGAUGGAGUGCACAGACACAGCAGAGGAGCAGAGAGUACACAGUCCUCCUGCUUCAUUAGUGCCGAGAAUUCAUGUGAUCUUAGCCCAGAAGUUGCAACACAUCAACCCGUUAUUGCCUGCCUGCCUUAACAAAGAGGAGAGCAAAACCUGUAAGUUUGUUUCAACUUUCAUGUCCGAAUUGUCUCCAGUCAGAGCAGAACUUCUUGGGUUCCUCACUCAUGCCCUUCUAGGGGAUAGUUUGGCUGCUGAAUACCUUAUAUUACAUCUCAUCUCCACAGUAUAUACAAGAAGAGAUGUCCUUCCACUAGGAAAAUUUACGGUUAAUUUGAGUGGUUGCCCACGGAAUAGUACCUUCACGGAACACUUGUAUCGAAUUAUUCAACAUCUUGUUCCAGCAUCUUUUCGUCUACAGAUGACUAUAGAGAACAUGAACCAUUUGAAAUUCAUUCCCCACAAAGACUACACAGCCAAUCGCUUGGUCAGUGGGCUCCUCCAGCUGCCCAGCAAUACUUCCCUUGUAAUCGAUGAGACUCUCCUGGAACAGGGGCAGCUGGAUACCCCAGGUGUUCAUAAUGUAACUGCCCUGAGCAACCUCAUAACGUGGCAGAAGGUGGAUUAUGACUUCAGCUACCAUCAGAUGGAAUUCCCCUGCAAUAUCAACGUUCUCAUUACUUCGGAGGGGAGGUCACUCCUCCCGGCAGACUGCCAGAUUCACUUACAGCCCCAGCUAAUUCCACCAAACAUGGAAGAAUACAUGAACAGCCUUCUCUCAGCGGUGCUGCCUUCCGUGCUGAACAAAUUCCGCAUUUAUCUAACCCUUUUGAGAUUCUUGGAAUAUAGCAUAUCUGAUGAAAUAACCAAGGCAGUUGAAGAUGACUUUGUGGAAAUGCGGAAGAAUGACCCUCAGAGCAUCACUGCUGAUGAUCUUCACCAGCUGCUCGUGGUGGCUCGGUGUCUGUCUCUCAGUGCUGGUCAGACAACGCUGUCAAGAGAACGAUGGCUGAGAGCAAAGCAGCUGGAGUCUUUAAGAAGAAUGAGGCUCCAGCAGCAGAAAUGUGUGAAUGGAAAUGAACUUUAAAGAUCUGAUGCCUGUGAACAGUAAUGGGCAAAUUGUAGCCACAUGAUUGUAAAAUUCAGAUGUUCAUUUAUACCACAUUGUUUUAUAGGUAAUUUCUAUCACAAACCAAUGACAUUUCCUGAAACCAAGCCUGAUAACAUCUGAUGUUUAUAUGAUAUUCAGUAAGGACUUUUACCUUACUGAUUUCAUGGAGCUUUUGAAGUUUGUUUUAUAAUUAUAUAAAUUAGUAAUGAUGUAAAAAAAAGUAUUUGAUAUUAAAAGUUUAAUAUUGAUAAUGUUGCUGAUUAUACCUUUUCCUUAGCUUCAGCUGAGUCAUAGGCCAGACUGUUGAAAUGCUGAAAUGAAGAAGGUUGUUGCAAUUUCAAAGUCAGAGGUAUCAUGCUUCGGAUUCCUUAUGUUUUCCAGUUCUGUUUUCCAGUUCACAGUGGGUUGGGUUGGGGUGCAUUCAGUAGUCCAUCUUUGGGGAACGGAGGCGGAUUUGCCAUUGAUUCACAUGACUACGUAAAAUUCUGUCCUGUCAUUUCCCAGAUGUUUGGCCACAGAAACUUUUUCUCACUUAACAUUUGUUAACGGCCUGCAAAACUAGACUUGUACAUGGCAGACUUUUGUAUUUUGUGGACCAGUAGUAACACUUCCAAAAAUCUGGGGGACUAUAAGGUUGCCAAUCUACCUUGCCAAGUAAUUUGAAUAAAUCACUAUUAUCACCAUUUUUUUCAUAAAAGGACAAUCUCUGAAUAAGAGUCCUUUAAAUGGAAUGAAUGUAGCUUUUGGGGGCAAAAGAAACCGAGACACUACAUUGUCUUUAUCUUCUCCUAUCCCGGUGCAUUUGAGAAUCAUGCAUAAGGGAAUGCUGUGCUACAAAGCUGUGUCCACAUAUGAAAACAAAAUAGUCAGCUUAAAAACCAAAACCCCCUUUAGAAAGUUAUUUUCUUAAUGUCAUGUUGUAGUUGCUUUGAUUCUAUUGGAUUUUUGGCCUUUUAUGUAGGUUCAUCCGUUGGUUCCAAGUAUGUUAGAUCAGCUAACAUCUGCUACUUCAGUAACAGCCUCAUACAGCUGCAGGUAGGUUUUCUCCAGACCAAUUAGUUUCAAUAGAGCAAACUAACAGACUAUAGUAGCAUGGUUAUGGCAACCAGAAUCUUCAGAAAGGUUAGGACGUUACUUUUCAAGCUGGCAGUGGUAUGAAGUAGCUUACCUAGUUGGAGACAGAUAAAGGAUCCCUUACAUUUUUUCCUAUAAGGCCUAAAUUGACAUUGUUAACCAAGGAAACAGGGUCAGCCUUGAAAAAUCAAGGAAUUCAUUGUACCUAAUAACUGAAGUAAAAAUUACUAGUUGUUCAACUUUUCCUAAACGCAAAUCUAUUUUUAUAAACUAAUGUAAAUAAUGUUUAUAUUAGAGUUUAACUGGUUUUCAUUUUUAUAACUGGUAGACUAGACCUUCCUUAAACUUUUAGAAAUAAAAUGAAGGCUUAACCUGGAUUUGUGAGGAUAAAAUACAUUUUCUUUAACUGUCCUACAGCAAAGUAGAUUAGUCACCAUGUGUUUUUUGUGCCAAUGUAAAUUGUAAUUUACCAAAGAAAAAUACAUACAUUGCUUGGUCUUGCAGAAAAGUUCCCUUGAAAGAAUCUUUCCAAUAAAUAAAACUUCCCAAAUUACCAGUACCUUGGGCUGUUUUUCAUGAAUGAUAAGAUUCACCAUCCCAUGUGAUCUGUGUGGGAAAAGGCCAUGUCCUCCUGGUGGAAGACAUGAGAGAGGUGAACUGAAGUGGAGGUGGUGCAGCAAGAGGGACCUUCCUGCUCAGGGCCCACCCAGGCAGCGGAAUGCAGUGCAGCGCUUGGCUGCAGAAAUCCUUUGUCCCUCACCUAUAUACACAUGGACAGUCAAGUUUGUUGCUCUAAUGUAAGGCACAGCGUUAAUCCUGUAUGGCCAGGAAACUGAGUAGACUCCUGUGUAACCUUGCGUGGAACUUUGCCUUAAAAUAACUUUUCAAAAAUCUCUUUCAAA
Messenger RNA from Cercocebus atys (sooty mangabey), 4324 nucleotides. It is a transcript of the gene MCMBP, whose product is annotated as minichromosome maintenance complex binding protein. The transcript is spliced from 17 exons. The record is from RefSeq and is a predicted model, not a curated record. NCBI's taxonomy places the organism in Eukaryota, Metazoa, Chordata, Mammalia, Primates, Cercopithecidae. Gene Ontology annotation, molecular function: chromatin binding. Bases 396 to 2324 code for a protein of 642 amino acids. Gene Ontology annotation, biological process: DNA-templated DNA replication.